Gorilla gorilla gorilla (western lowland gorilla) is the source of this 3121-nucleotide messenger RNA. RefSeq names its product opioid growth factor receptor like 1 (gene OGFRL1). Gene Ontology annotation, molecular function: opioid growth factor receptor activity. Gene Ontology annotation, cellular component: membrane. The transcript has 7 exons. Lineage: Eukaryota; Metazoa; Chordata; Mammalia; Primates; Hominidae. Bases 249 to 1607 code for a protein of 452 amino acids. The record is from RefSeq and is a predicted model, not a curated record.
GCGGCGGCAGCUCCCGCCUGUGGGGAGGAGAAGGAGCCGGAUGGGCGGGUUCAGGCGCGCGCGGCGGCGGUGCCGGGGCCGCCGGCUCCUCCCCGCGAGGGUGCCUGUCCGCCGCUCGCCGCGCUGAGGCAGUGCGGGGCGGGCGCGCCUAGGCUGCCGCCCAGCGCCCUCGCCGCGGCCAUGCCCGGGCCCUAGAGCGCCUGCCGCAGCCUGCGCCCCGCAGCCCCGCGCCCGCCGCCGCCUCUUCAAUGGGCAACCUGCUCGGCGGGGUCAGCUUCCGCGAGCCCACCACCGUGGAGGACUGCGACUCCACCUGGCAGACCGACUCGGAGCCCGAGCCCGAAGAACCAGGGCCGGGCGGCGGCAGCGAGGGCCCGGGGCAGGAGCCCGAGCAGCCCGCGCAGCCCCCGGAGCAAGCCGGCGGGCGGCCCCGCGUCAGCCCCGCGCCGGACGAGGACGCCGAGGCGGCGGGCGCCGAGCAGGGUGGUGAUUCCACUGAAGCAACUGCCAAACCAAAGAGAAGUUUUUAUGCUGCCAGGGAUUUGUACAAGUACCGACACCAGUACCCACAGAACUUCAAAGAUAUCCGAUAUCAAAAUGACUUGAGCAAUCUUCGUUUUUAUAAGAAUAAAAUUCCAUUCAAGCCAGAUGGUGUUUACAUUGAAGAAGUUCUAAGUAAAUGGAAAGGAGAUUAUGAAAAACUGGAGCACAACCACACUUACAUUCAAUGGCUUUUCCCCCUGAGAGAACAAGGCUUGAACUUCUAUGCUAAAGAACUAACUACAUAUGAAAUUGAGGAAUUCAAAAAAACAAAAGAAGCAAUUAGAAGAUUCCUCCUGGCUUAUAAAAUGAUGCUAGAAUUUUUUGGAAUAAAACUGACUGAUAAAACUGGAAAUGUUGCUCGGGCUGUUAACUGGCAGGAAAGAUUUCAGCACCUGAAUGAGUCCCAGCACAACUAUUUAAGAAUCACUCGUAUUCUUAAAAGCCUUGGUGAGCUUGGAUAUGAAAGUUUUAAAUCUCCUCUUGUAAAAUUUAUUCUUCAUGAAGCUCUUGUGGAGAAUACUAUUCCCAAUAUUAAGCAGAGUGCUCUAGAGUAUUUUGUUUAUACAAUUAGAGACAGAAGAGAAAGGAGAAAGCUCCUGCGGUUCGCCCAGAAACACUACACGCCUUCAGAGAACUUUAUCUGGGGACCGCCUCGAAAAGAACAGUCGGAGGGAAGCAAAGCCCAGAAAAUGUCUUCCCCUCUCGCCUCCAGUCAUAACAGUCAAACUUCUAUGCACAAAAAAGCCAAGGACUCCAAAAAUUCCUCCUCAGCUGUUCAUUUAAAUAGCAAAACAGCUGAAGAAAAAAAAGUGGCACCAAAAGAGCCUGUGGAAGAGACAGACAGGCCCAGCCCAGAGCCCAGCAAUGAAGCUGCCAAGCCAAGAAAUACAGAGAAGGACAGUAAUGCUGAGAACAUGAAUUCUCAACCUGAGAAAACAGUUACUACUCCCACAGAAAAAAAGGAGAGUGUAUCUCCUGAGAAUAACGAAGAAGGUGGAAAUGAUAACCAAGACAGUGAAAAUCCUGGAAAUACAAAUUGCCAUGAUGUUGUACUAGUACAGUGAAUUAUCAGAAAACCCAUAAGCCAGUUUAGGCUAGAGAGGAAAAAACUACUGUAUCAUUUAUCCUAAAGAACAGAGACGAGGUCAAUUUCAAAUUUUAGCCAUCUGUUUGUGAUUUCUGUCAUAAGCAUUUUGUUGUUUGUUCUUUUAUUUUGGAUGACAAUGAAUUGAAUAUCUAAUAAGGAGAUUUAAGAUAAGAUCCAAUAAAUGAAUGUAUUCUGUAAUGCUUUUAGGAUGUGAAUUUUCAAAUUUCAUAUAUAAUAAUUACUUUGAGAAUAUUUUCAGAGUAUCUAGAAAUUACCAUGUAGUAUUUGGUAUACAAAAUACAUUCUUUUGAGACAUUAUAGUCUACAUGAAGGAAAUCAAGAGGAUAAUUUCAUUGGAUUGCUACACUUUUACCUGAUUUAUGGAUUUAUUUUACUUUAUUUUAUUAUUAUUUUUUGAGACGGAGUCUCACUCUGUUGCCCAGGCUGGAGUGCAGUGGCAUGAUCUCGGCUCACUGAAACCUCUGCCUCCUGGGCUCAAACGAUUCUCCUGCCUCAGCCUCCUGAGUAGCUGGGAUUACAGGCGUGUGCCACCACGCCUGGCUAAUUUUUGUAUUUUUAGUAGAGACGGGUUUUCACCAUGUUGGUCAGGCUGGUGUCAAACUCCUGACCUCAUGAUCCACCCGCCUCGGCCUCCCAAAGUGCUGGGAUUACAGGCAUGAGCCACCGUGUCUGGCUGAUUAAUUUUUUUUUUAACUGUAAGAGUUUGAUCUUUUCAAAUGUCUUCAGAAACUAAUUUGGAUUCUUUGAUUCUAGUACCUCAACGUGUUUAUUUUUAGAUUCUGAUAAGUGAAAUGGAUGUCCUUGUGGAGCUCUGGCCUCCCCAGCUUAUCUAUCAGUCCUGCUGUCCUCACCUCCUUGCCUCUUUCCAUGCUUACCCUUAAGCCACCAUCUUUCUCAGCUAGCGUGUGUGUUUCUAGUGUAGUUGGCCCUCCAUAUUCAGGGGUCCAGCAUCUGUGGAUUCAACCAACCGCAGAUUGAAAAUAUUUGUUGGAAAAAAUGGAUGGUUACAUCUCUACUAAAUAUGUGCAGUCCUUUUAUUUGUCAUUAUUCCCUAAACAAUACAGUAUAACAACUAUUGACAUAGCAUUUAUAUUGUAUGUAUUAGGUAUUGUAAGUAAUUUAGAGAUGAUUUAAAGUAUUUUACAUAAGGGACUUGAGCAUUCCUAGAUUUUGGUAACUGCAGAGGGCCCUGGAACCAACCCCCUACAGAUAUCAAGGGACCACUGUACACAUUAGGAUGAUCUAUAUUGAAAUCUACAUGGAACAGAGUGGGACUUCUAAUUGUAUGACUUCAAGAUUUUGCUUUGUUUAAAUUAAUAACUGUUUUCAGAAUUAAGUGCUUAAAAACAAAUUUGAUUGAAAAGUUCAAGACAAGAAUUUUGCUCUCUAUGGCUGUUCCAUAUAAAUUUGAUGGUUGAUUCUGAAUGUAAAUGACUGAAGAAUUAAAAAAUAAGAAAUUCCCUUUUAAAA